Lodderomyces orthopsilosis Co 90-125 is the source of this 996-nucleotide messenger RNA. Its product is annotated as spermine synthase. Lineage: Eukaryota; Fungi; Ascomycota; Pichiomycetes; Serinales; Debaryomycetaceae. Gene Ontology annotation, cellular component: cytosol. The record is from RefSeq and is a predicted model, not a curated record. Gene Ontology annotation, molecular function: spermidine synthase activity. Gene Ontology annotation, biological process: spermidine biosynthetic process. Bases 1 to 996 code for a protein of 331 amino acids. The transcript has a single exon.
AUGCAUGAAUACCAAAACGGAAGCUCGGUCGAUGCCACGCUUAAUCAAGAUCAAGAUCAACCAAUAGACAUCUCCAAAUUCAACCAUGAUACUAUAUCAUACGAUACAAAGAGUCAGACUUAUUGGUUCUAUGAAAAAUCAGCAGACGCAUUCCCAGGACAAGCAUUUGGUUUACAAGUUGAUCAAAUUUUGUAUCAUACUAAAUCACAAUAUCAGGAUAUACUAAUAUUUAAGUCUAGUACAUUUGGUAACGUAUUGGUACUCAAUGGUAUUAUACAAUGUACUGAAAAGGAUGAAUUUGCAUAUCAAGAGUUGAUAACCCAUGUACCAAUCAUGUCUCAUCCAUCACCAAAAAGAGUGCUUGUUAUUGGAGGUGGUGAUUGUGGAGUUAUUCGGGAAUUGAUCAAACAUGUCGAAGAUGACACAGUGGAAUCCAUAACCAUGGUUGAAAUUGAUGAUAUGGUUAUUAAAUUACUGACUAAAUAUCUUCCACAAAUGGCCAAAUAUCAUAACCACCCCAAAUUGAAAUUAAUAAUUGAUGAUGGAUUCAAAUUUCUUCGUGAAACAAAACUCAAAUUUGACGUUAUUGUAACUGAUUCAUCCGAUCCUGAAGGUCCGGCAGAAGAGUUUUUCCAAGUUAAUUAUUUCAAAUUGUUACGUAAUGCAUUGAAUACAAGAGGGAUUGUUAUUAUGCAAUCACUGGAAAAUAUAUGGCUUAAUUUGAAAUAUCUCAAGAAUUUAAUUAAGAAAUGUAAAUAUGUGUUUCCUAAUGUUAAAUUUUGUCAAUGUUACAUGCCAAGUUACACUUCAGGACAAUUGGGAUUAUUAGUGGCUACGACUCAUGAAUCAUUGGAUUUGACCAAACCUUUAAGAACAUUCGAUAAAAGGAAAGAAAGUCAAUUGUUUAAAUAUUAUAAUCAAUUGGUUCAUCAAAGUUCGUUUAUUUUGCCAACUUGGGCACAAGAAUAUUUGGAGAUUGACGAGGAAAGUGUAUAA